Messenger RNA from Fukomys damarensis (Damara mole-rat), 7005 nucleotides. RefSeq names its product tropomodulin 2 (gene Tmod2). Gene Ontology annotation, biological process: pointed-end actin filament capping; myofibril assembly; muscle contraction. The record is from RefSeq and is a predicted model, not a curated record. Gene Ontology annotation, molecular function: tropomyosin binding. The transcript has 9 exons. Gene Ontology annotation, cellular component: striated muscle thin filament; myofibril. Lineage: Eukaryota; Metazoa; Chordata; Mammalia; Rodentia; Bathyergidae. Bases 88 to 1143 code for a protein of 351 amino acids.
GCCCUCUUUCAGGAAGGGGCUGACUGCUCCUCCCUUCGCAGGGGCCCUCUGAAGCUCAGGAAGCUGGGGACCCGGCCCUGGGCAGUCAUGGCCCUCCCCUUCCAGAAGGAGCUGGAGAAAUACAAGAGCAUCGAUGACGACGAGCUUCUUGGCAAGCUCUCCGAGGAGGAACUGAAGCAGUUGGAAAAUGUUCUCGACGACCUAGAUCCCGAGAGUGCCACGCGGCCCGCUGGGCUCCGGCAGAAAGACCAGACGCAGAAGGCGGCCACCGGCCCGUUUGACCGUGAGCACCUGCUCAUGUACCUGGAGAAGGAGGCGCUGGAGCAGAAGGACAGGGAGGACUUCGUGCCCUUCACUGGGGAGAAGAAAGGGAGAGUCUUCAUCCCCAAGGAAAAGCCCGUGGAAACUCAGCAAGAAGAAAAAGUGACCCUGGACCCGGAGCUGGAGGAAGCUUUGGCCAGCGCCUCCGACACAGAGCUCUACAACCUCGCAGCCGUCCUUGGAGUACACACCUUGCUCAACAAUCCAAAGUUUGAUGAAGAAACAGCCAACGGCAAAGGCGGCAAGGGCCCUGUGAGGAAUGUGGUGAAAGGCGAGAAGGUCAAGCCAGUGUUUGAGGAGCCUCCCAACCCCACCAACGUGGAAGUCAGUCUGCAGCAGAUGAGGGCCAACGACCCCAGCCUGCAGGAAGUGAACCUCAACAACAUCAAGAGCAUCCCGAUUCCCACCCUGAAGGACUUCGCCAAGGUGCUGGAGACCAACAUGCACGUGCAGAAGUUCAGCCUGGCCGCCACCCGCAGCAACGACGCCGUGGCCGUGGCUUUUGCAGAGAUGUUGAAAGUGAACAAGACUUUGAAAAGCCUGAAUGUAGAGUCCAACUUCAUCACAGGUGCGGGGAUCCUGGCCCUGGUGGAGGCACUUAGGGAAAACGACAGCUUGACGGAGAUCAAGAUCGACAACCAGAGGCAGCAGCUGGGAACAGCUGUGGAGAUGGAGAUUGCGCAGAUGCUGGAGGAGAACUCGAGGAUCCUCAAGUUUGGAUACCAGUUUACCAAGCAGGGGCCGCGCACCAGGGUGGCAGCUGCCAUCACCAAGAAUAACGACCUGGUUCGAAAGAAGAGGGUUGAAGGAGAUCGAAGGUAAACGUCCGCGGGAAGAGGUGAAAUUUCACCACAGAGCCAUUUAAAAGCAGAUACAAGUUCCUUCUCCAUGGGACCAUUUUGUCAGAGUUGUUCAUUUCCGUUAACCACACAACUGAUGAUUCAAUUGCUGGUUUUUUGUUUGUUUUUGUUUUGGAAUUGCUUGUGUAACUGGGAUUCUCCCAUGUGUAGUUGUUUCCUUGCUUCUGGGCACGUGGGGCAACUUGCCCAGAUGGACGCAGGUGUUAGAGCGACUGUCGUGGCUGUGGUUUAACCACUUCGUGCUGCCUGGCCCUCUCUUUCUUACGUGAACUCUUUUAACCACGGAAAGGCAUUUAAUUUAUAAUGUUUUAACUGAUUACAGGUGAGGCCUACCUCUGUUUACACGCACAGCUUCGAGUUAGGCUAAAUAUAUAUCCAGUGUUCUGCUUACCGCAUGAGAAGUUAGUGUUGCCAAUCUUUCACUGGGUGAGAAAAUGUGACCCAUUUAGCACAAAUCCCUUAGUUGGAGAAAAAUCCCUGUGGGCCGGGAUGUAGCUCAGUGGCUACUGUGGCUACUGCACCUGCCUAGCAAGCGCAAGGCCCUGAGUUCGAUCCCCGGUACCCAAAAUUAAAAAAAAAAAAAAUCCCUAAGCGCACACAUCCAGCUGAUCACAGGUGAGACAAAUACACAUGGCCAUUAUGAAACAGUAAAUGAUAAUGUACUUUGGAAUUUUUUAAAUGAUACGGAAGACGAUAGUCAUAAAUACUCACGAUACUCCCCUGUGCUCCUUCCGAUAUUCUGGAGAUCUGUGUGUCUGCAGGAGGAAGUACCACGUAGGAGUGCUCUCUCAUGCGGCUAUUCCAGGUGGUGUUUAAUAACUUCUUGCCUGAGGUGGAAGUAUUUAUGCUGUGGAACUUAGUGAUGUGUUACAAAUUGGGACUUUCCCACUCUUAACUGCAGUUAUCAGCAAUGCUGGGUGAAGAAGAUACAAUGUUUAAAUUUAUCCCUUUUGGUUACCUUGUUGCCAAUGGGGUAUUAUUGCCCCGAGUCUUUCUUGCUAUCCUCCUGCUUGUUAGAGCUCCGUAAGUGGGGAUCUCAUGGGGCUCAGCUGAGCCUGUCCUUUCUCUCUCACUCUUCUCUGCCUUCACCCGGAGAACCGAGAACCCUGCAGUGCUCCCCACAGCCGCAGUGUUAACAAGCCUUGGCAGAAAGCGAGAAAAAAUUUAGAAUUGGAUCAUGGCUAUGCCACGCAUACAAGCAGCUGUUGAUAAUGUCACUGCAAGUGAGCGGAACAUUGCAAAAAUGCAGCACUGUCUUUAGCUUAUAAAAUAGUUGGGUCACAUAUAAUAGAGUUUAUGAGGUCAAAUAUUUAUUAGUGAUCACUUUGUCUUGUUAUUAUCCAUAUUUGUAAAGUAGGCUGACAGGUGACUUUCCAGGAGUAUUUGCAUGUUGAAGAUGACUGUUAGAAGAUAAACGUACAUUUUGGGGAACCUAUCAGAUCAUUUGAUUACGCCUUCAUCUCCCAUGUGCCCAAAGUGAAUGAGAGGAAAUUUGUUCCUGAUGAUUAGCAUGAUUGAUCCCUUACUUUCUAUCACGAUGGGGCAUAAUGUAAAUAUUUUUAUAUUUGACGUGUAUGCUUUGCUCAAUACUUUGUUGAGCUAUUUGGCAAUACCUGGACACCCAAUUGCAGGGACCCAUGCCCAUCCCCCCAGUUAGAGUUGUGCAGUAAAAUCACUCCCUUGGACUCGUCCCCAGCACCUGUCACAGCAGAUGGGAUGUGGGAGAGAAACCUUCGUGGUCCAGGAAUCCUGGGACGAGCGCAGCCCUACCUCUCCCAUCUGCCCCAGGUGUGGUGGAAGCGCUUUCAUCCUUAGCGUGAUCAACUCCUUGGCGUCAUCUUUGGCCGCAUCAUGUAAAUACGUGGGGUGUGUGUGUGUGUGUGUGUGUGUGUGUGUGUUUGUGUGUGUUUUCAGAUAUCCAAGUAGGUAUCUGGCUACAUCUGGACACCUGAUUGAAGGGAGAUGCUCUCCCCCAGGUCCUCUUUCCCUGCCCUCUGUCAAGUCGCUGCAGGCCCAGGCCCAAUGUGAAUCUACCCUGAAAUCUGUAGUUCGUCCCCAGCCCUCAUGUCUCCCAGCUGCAUGGAGAACGACUCUUAGGAAGUAAAUGUAGCAGCCUAGAAGUCACCUCAUGGUCCAGCAUGAAAUUGUCCUGUGUGCCUAAAGUGAAGUGUGCAGCGUUUCUCCCGCAGCAUCACAGUGAAGCCCUCCUCCCACUCCGGGGCACACUGCAUAUCAAUAUUUUGUACAUAAAGAUCAGAAGAUACGGUCCUGGGGUGUUUGGCUCCCUCCGGACCACCGAGUGAAACGAGGCCUCGCUCCCAGCCUUGUUUCUUCCCCUCUCAGGGUCUAGAGGGGUGCCCAGGGCUCACCCACCUCGCGCCUCACCUUCCAGGAACAGCCCUCAGAGCCACCCUCGGGGUGACCAGCUCGGCAACCCAUGGAACAGCUGCCGCAGGAGAGGGGGUGCGUGGGAGGAGCCAGCCACAUUCCCCAGCACUGGGGAAGCCGCUGUCCCCAAGUCACUGCCUUGAGAACAGUUAUCGAUGCUGGAAACCUGACAGGUGUGCAGCACCACAUGCUGGCCAGUUAAAGAUGGUCCUGGGGGUUACAGAAGCAUUUGCAAAUACUUCCUUCUGCACGGGUAAGAUGUGGUCAGCUCUCUCCUAGCUACUGCGGAGGAGAAAGAAGAAACAGAAUCGUGGCUUGAUAGAAUUUUCUGGUUUGGGGUUUAGGGGUGGACGGAGUGCCUCUUUGCAAAGUAGACGCCCUCUGUAGUUCAGUUCUUGGUGGCCUCGCCAUUGGUGGGCACAGGACAGGGAGCUGUGAACACUGGUUUCUGUGGUAUGUUGCCUGGCUGGGUAGAACUGUUGCUGGCGUCAGGUUGUAAGCUAUGAACCUGAAGCUCCCUUCCCCACUUCCUGUGAUGACACAGUGGUCACUGUUUCCCCUUUAAUGAUCGGAGCUCUAAGAAGGAGAGUCCUGCACUGUGUUCCCUAGUAUUUUCUCUUUCCUCCUCAUUGUUUCUCACCUCCACUUGUUCUCAAAGCUAAAGGACAGAGACACGGGGAAGAUGUGCCGUGCUUACACCACCUGGCUGGGCCCUCUGGACGGACAGCUCACUGUCAGCCCCUGGAACCAGCUGGCCAGGAAAAACUGCUCAGCGCCCCAGAGAUUCUGCACUGUGUUCUUGGUCCCCAACUUGAGAUCUGAUUGGUUUUGCUUCGUGGUUCUGGAGUGGAGUGGAGUGGAGAGGCUGGCUGACAGGAGGAGGGAGCACAGAAUUAGAUUUACAUUCAUUUAACGACAGAACCGGGCUCCACCCACUCACCUCUUUCCCAGAUGCUUUUCACGGUAGCGACUAAACAAUCCAUGAUGGGUUUGCAGGGUUUAAAUCUGUGAUCUCGCUCUGGGUACUGUUCUAAUAGCAGUACGCCAGGCAGGACUCGGGCCAGUUUGGGACUUGGAAGAAGGUGCAGGAGAGGGUAACGAGAGUGAACAGCUAGCCAGACUCCCCGUGGUGCCUGUCACCCACGGCGGUCACCCUGAGGACAGCGGCUCAGCUGGCUGGGGGGGCAGAGGACAGAGGACUGAACCCCAUCCCCAACACUUAGCAGGUAUCUGAUCAUGGGCAAUUCAUUCAAUUGCCCCAAUUAUAGACUCUCCAGGGGGAAGAGCACCAGAUUCAGAGUCGGGAGACCUGGACAUUCGGCACCACACUUUCCAAGUUUGGUGGCUCUGGCGAGCCUGUGGGCUCUCAGGCCUGAGGUUUCCCAGCCAUAAAGUGGGAGUGGCGCCUUCACUAACUACCUCAGAGCUGCAGUGCGACCGUCACCGGAUUAGUGGGUGAAAACGCAGCAGAAACUAGGAAUAACUGCACCACAGUGGGCGGUUCUUGUUACUAUCAGCUCAUGAACGUGUCCCACUGCGUCUUGGCCCUGCUUUAUUCUGAGCGAGAGUGACAUCCUCCAGACCUUUGGAGAAGGGGGAAUUGCAGCAUGGUAUGACAGAGGGACUAGAAUUAUUUCACUUGCACCCCAGAUGGGAGAGAGGGCUUGAUGGCAGGGGUGUGCAAGAUGAGGUGUUUCCCUACGCCGUGUUGACAAUACCUUGGCCAGAAUCUUUAUAGAGGGCUUAGGGCUGGACAUAGGAGGUAGUGGACAGUGGCUAAGAAUUGAGAGAAAGAUCUGAGGCACUGCUACCUUCCUGGGAGGCUAAGACCCAAGGUAUCACUGGGGGUCCGGGGGGGAUGGCUGCCUCUGGGCUCCCAGAACUGCCUGCCUACAGAGCAGCAGUGUGAUGGUGCUAGCUGUGAGGCAGACGGGGACAGAGUGCCACCUGUCACGAUCAGCUGGCCAGGGCAGCAGCUUCCAUCACCAGCAACCCCCCCCCCCGGCCAGCAGUUUCUGCUAAGGAAGGAAAGGACUUAGCAUGGCCUCGGGGUCUUUCAUCGGCACUUGGAGGCAGGAAGCUUCUCCCCAGUCUUUGUAUCUUUCGUACCAUCUAGUAAGGUGCCUUGUACAUAGUUGGUGCUUAAUAAAUGUUGCUUGCGCUUCACUGGCCUCCAGUCUCACAAGAAUUAUGCUCCAUUGGCCACCAGGUGAUAUUUUUAGAAAGCAACAGUGAUUCGAUGCCAGCUGCAUGCAGCUGUGGGCAGGGUCCUCAGCCAUCUGUCCUUCCUUUCAUCUGGGAGUGGACUACAUGGUCUGUCUGUCCCUUCUGCCUCCCAGACUUGCCACCCUGUGAUCCUGAAUCAUUCUCGUUGCCUCUCACUGGUGCAGGCAGGGCUCCCGACAGCUUUUAUUGUCUUUGGUUCUGGGUGUGCAGUUCUGGAUUUCUCAGAAAGAAUAAGGUAGGGCUGGGGAUGUCGCUCAUGAUAAGAGAGCUGGCCUCACAGGUGCAGGCUGGCUCUGCAAAAUGGAAAAAAAAAAAGAAUGUUGAAGGGAGGGGUGGGACACCAGAGAGGUUAUUUUAAAACAUAUUAUAUUUUCUCCCCAGAAUCAGUGGGAAAAGAGUGGUGGAUGCUGAGAUAGCACAGCUGGUUCUCCGUGGGCUUCUCUGUAUGUAUGUGCGCGUGUACGUGCGUUUCUGAGCACAGGCGGACUGGGCAGCACAGAGCAGCUGGCCCAGGAUGGAAAACUACAGUUAACUUCAGUGUGGGGAGAUAGGAAUUGGCUGUAUGGCGAAGUGAGAUGCCGAGAAAAUACACUUUGAAAGGGAAUUUUAUUUUAGCACCAAAUGUUGUCAGUGACAAUCUUUAGUUAAGAAAGAAAUGAUUCUCACCUAAAAUUCUAAUCUUUGCCAUUUUGUUUUGAGGGGGAAAAAUUCUAUGUACCUGGAAGACAAUACUUAUAUUUUAAUUAAGCCUUCACCUUAAUUCCGUUUCAUUUUUGUUUCCAGGAAAAUGAACAAGCAGCAUUUUUUUCCUUUGCAUUUGAAAAUGUAAAAUACUUGCAUGCCACUGACCUGUAAUAUCUUUCCAGUUCAGAUGCCUGUAAUGCGUGACCUUUUGUAUAUCGUUCAGUGUAUUGUUUUUGAAGAGAACAAAACAAAUAAUACUUUCGUAAACUGUAAAUGGUUUAAACUUGUAUUGGCAACAUCUGUUUGGCUAAGCAGUUAUUGAAAAAAAAAACUCAUGUGGUUUUAUUUCAUUUGAAACUUUCCCAUCAAAGCUAGCCAACUGGUUAGGAAUUAAAGACUAAUUUUCCAGGGCUGGGAUGCAGCUCAGUGGUAAAGCGCUUGCUUUACCUGAGUGCAAUCUCCAGCCCUGAAAAAAGAGAAAAGAGAGGCUAAUUUGCCCUUUAAAUGUGAAGUUGAACAUUUGUGG